Vigna umbellata (rice bean) is the source of this 1561-nucleotide messenger RNA. RefSeq names its product putative ADP-ribosylation factor GTPase-activating protein AGD11. Gene Ontology annotation, molecular function: GTPase activator activity; phospholipid binding. Lineage: Eukaryota; Viridiplantae; Streptophyta; Magnoliopsida; Fabales; Fabaceae. The record is from RefSeq and is a predicted model, not a curated record.
UGAAAAAAGUUAAUUAUAUGUUAAUUUAUAGAAAAGAACAAAAAAGAAGCUUCGUUACCUAGUAUCUAUAGGAAAUUCCAUGUCAUAUUACUAAAGAAUUUACAUAUUUGUCAAGAAUUAUAGAGUUUGUUACAAAAGAAAGAUAAUUCUGAUCUGUCUUGUUUCCCCUGAAAUCUUUGAUUUGUUGCAACCCCAAAAACUAUCACAUUUGGCUGGCAAAUUGAGUUUUCAAGUUUUUAUCUUUUCCUCUUCAAUGCACAUUUCUCAAAAUUUCGAGCUUUCACCUUCAAUAGUCGUCAAAAACCAAUUUUCUCGAAGACCCUUUUGAACAUUUUCAGACUCGAGGGAAUCGUUGUUGCCUUCUUCUUAGUGCUGAAAAUUUAAGAGCAGAAAGAUACAUUCUGAUAUAGAAAAAACUGCCAUAUGGCUGGUGACAGAUUGUAGCACCACAUUUUCCUUUGGGUUUCAAAUAUUGAAGGCCAGAUAUGUCUGUGCAGGAUGAAAAUUCUGAUACAAAAGAAGUAAUAUGUCCCCAGAGAAGGCUAACAAAUCUGAUGCAUCAUGGUGGGAACAAGUUCUGCGCUGAUUGCGGAACUCCAGAGCCAAAAUGGGUAUCUUCGAGUCUUGGAGUAUUUAUUUGCAUCAAGUGUUCUGGCAUACACAGAAGUCUAGGAGUCCACAUAUCAAAGGUUCUAUCGUUGAAGCUAGAUGAAUGGACAGAUGAACAAGUUGAUGCAUUAGCAAAAUUAGGAGGAAAUACACUAUUAAACAAGAAGUAUGAAGCUUGCCUCCCAAGUAACAUGAGAAAACCAAAACCACAUUCUUCCAUUGAAGAGCGCUCUGAAUAUAUUCGGAGAAAAUAUGAGUUCCAACAGUUUAUGGGGUGUGAUGACAAUGUGGCAGGCCCCAUUAUCCCAUCUCAAGGAAGAAGUGUAUCACUUGCUCAGUGCAGCUCUUCAUACUAUCAUGCUCUUAUGGACAAAAAACCAUCUGAAAGAUUUCCAGGCAAAACUCGAAUUGGGAAUGCAUUCCGAAAUAGUUGGGGAAGAAAAGAUUCUGAGCACAAGUCAAAGAAAAGUACCUCAUUGGCAGGUAUGGUUGAAUUUGUUGGGUUGAUUAAGGUUAAUGUUGUUAGAGGCACUCACCUAGCUGUUCGAGACGUAAUGACUAGUGACCCUUAUGUCAUCCUUUCUUUGGGACACCAAUCAGUAAAAACACGAGUCAUAAAGAACAAUUUAAAUCCAGUGUGGAAUGAAAGUCUAAUGCUUUCAAUUCCAGAGAACAUUCCUCCUCUAAAAGUGGUAAGUUCGUUCAUUUUCUCACUUUCUGCUAAUCAUAAAUGGUUGCUAUUUGUGUUUGUGCUCUUGUACCAUAAUCAUAUUUGUACUAGUAAAACAGUAACAAUCUCAUGAAUGUGCAGAAUAUAUUUUGAGACUUCAUAUACAAUUAUUUUAGUAACUGAUCAAUUUAAUUCCUGCAACACUAAUAUUCAUUCUUUCUCAUUUCCCCCUAAACUUGGAACAUGGCUUCACAAGAUUACUGUAAGGUUAAAUAUCUUUUU